Messenger RNA from Melanaphis sacchari, 1758 nucleotides. RefSeq names its product zinc finger protein 862-like. The coding region runs from base 1 to 1758 and encodes 585 amino acids. NCBI's taxonomy places the organism in Eukaryota, Metazoa, Arthropoda, Insecta, Hemiptera, Aphididae. The record is from RefSeq and is a predicted model, not a curated record. Gene Ontology annotation, molecular function: protein dimerization activity. The transcript is spliced from 5 exons.
AUGCGGCUGCAUAGUUCGCAGUGCCUUAAAUCUGCCCCUGCUUAUGUCAUGUUAAACUUCAUUGUGAAUACACCAGAGCCCCAAGAUUCUCACCAUGACACGAUUGACACAGAUUUAGAUGAAUUACCAACGCCUACCUCUACAAAAAAAGGUAAAGAAAAAAGAUUUUAUAAUAAAAAAUGGGAAAAUGAUUUUCCAUGGCUUUAUUUUGAUGUUCAACGUAAUGGUGCUUUUUGCAAAUUAUGUGAAAAACAUGCUGUAAAUGAUUCCGUACUAUUGACAAGCACAGGGGGAGUUUUUAUUAAAACACCAUUUAACAAUUUUAAAAAAGCACUGGGAAAAGAUGGUAAAUUAAAUAAACAUAACGAUUCUGCAUCACAUAUUCGCAGUAUAGAACAAGAAAGACUGACUUUAGUAUUCUCGAAAAAUCCUGUUUAUUGCCAAAUUUUAAAUCAAAGUUCCGAAGAAUGUAAAAUCAAUAGAAAACAUUUCUCUCUUUUAUUUCGCUCAAUUUAUUUUUUGGCUAAAGAAGAAAUAGCACACACAACCAAAUAUGAACCUUUAAUUAAGCGUUUAAUUAUGAAAAGUAGUGAAUCAUUUGAAAAUUGGAUCGUCACAAAUAGUGACAGAUCUACAUAUAUUAGCAAAGCUACAGCUAGUGAGCUUUUAUGUUGUGCAUCAGAAAUAUUAUGCAAGAAAUUAAAUAAUGAAGUUUUUGGAAAACAAUUUUCCUUAAUGGCCGAUGAAAUUGAACAAUUUCUUGGUAUUAGAGAUUUAUCUGAUACUAAAGCCCAUACAAUCGUAAACGAAAUAAGUUCUGAAUUAACAAAACACAAUCUGUCCUACCAAAAUAUUAUUGCAUGUGGUUUUGAUGGGGCUGCAAACAUGUCGGGAAAUAAAAGUGGAGUUCGUAGACUUAUUAGUGAAAAAGCUGGAAGGGAAGUUCCUUAUAUACAUUGUCGAGCACAUGUAUUAUCACUUGCACUAACGAGUAUGCGUAAUAAAUUUCCAAAAAUUAAACGCGUUUUUCAUGUCUUAAAAGAUAUUUACAAAUUAUUUCACCAAUCGCCCAAACGCGAGGAAAUGCUUCACAGAGUGCAAACCAUAAUUAAUGAUCCUAUUUUAAAAGUACCAGAGGCUAUAGAAAUCCGUUGGUUAAGCCACUACAAAAUUGUCCAUGCAAUCAAACAAUCGUAUAUUGCUAUCGCUACAACUUGUGAACAUAUACAUCAAGAUGGUGCCGAUUUAGCCUCAUUAGCAGAACAAGUAAUAAAAGAGAUGGAUCGUCGAUUUAAUGAUACAGCAGCUAAGCUCAUAGAAGGGUGUUCAAUAUUUGAAAAUUAUAGUAUGUUAUCAGAUGCAUCAGAAAAAUUGAUUGAACAAUUGUGUGACUGUUUAUCUAUAUCUGAAUAUGAUAAAGAAUGUAUAAUAUUAGAUUUCAAGUCUUUUAAAUUUGUAGCUUUGAAUAAAAAAGAGAUUGGUGGAAACCCCAUAUCUGAUCUUCUUGAAGUUAAUAUGGGUUAUCAACAUUUAAGAAAAUUAGCAGAAUCAGUUUUAUGCAUACCAAUUGCCACUGCUACAGUCGAACGAUCAUUUAGUGCAAUGAAUCGAAUUAUGUCAAAACUUCGAAAUCGUAUGGGACAAGAUACAUUGGAAUAUUGUAUGAAAAUAAGUAUUGAAGGCGAAGAAGACCCACCUCAGGAGUUCAUUGAAGAAACAAUUGAUUUAUAUGGAUCUUCUUCAGAUUUAAAUGGUUAA